GCCGCGGGCCUGGCGGCGUCGCUUCCCCGGCCACUGGGGGCGGGAACCCCGCGUCCACCCCGGGGAACCGGACCGGGAACGGGAGGGGGGCUCGUGGGGACCGCGCGUCUCGUCCCAACCGAGUCUCGGGAACCUGUGGCCCGCGCCGCGCCGGCUCAACCCGAGGGAACGCCUGUUCAGGGCUGACUUCUCUGGCAGCAGGCCCAGGAUCACAGCUGCAGUCUGGAUACUUACUCUGUGUCAUGAUAUCCGAACAUUAUUAUGCAUUCUUUUCAAGCUUUGCUAAAGUGAUUUAAACUUUUAAGAUGCUUCCAUUAAUUGGAAAAACAAUCAUCUUUGAUAACUUUCCCGAUCCUUCUGAUACAUGGGAAAUCACUGAAACAAUCGGCAAAGGAACUUAUGGAAAAGUUUUUAAAGUGUUGAAUAAGAAAAAUGGCCAAAAAGCAGCAGUCAAAAUUCUGGAUCCGAUUCAUGAUAUUGAUGAAGAGAUUGAAGCAGAGUACAACAUCUUAAAAGCACUUUCUGACCACCCUAAUGUGGUCAGAUUCUAUGGCAUGUACUUUAAGAAGGAUAAAAUAAAUGGAGAUAAGCUGUGGCUGGUUCUUGAGCUGUGCAACGGAGGAUCAGUGACAGAUCUUGUGAAAGGAUUUCUGAAGAAGGGCAAAAGAAUGAGUGAGCCCAUAAUUGCCUACAUUUUACGUGAAGCGCUGUUGGGACUUCAGCAUUUGCAUAACAACAAAACUAUCCACCGUGAUAUAAAAGGAAAUAACAUCCUAUUAACCAUCGAAGGUGGAGUUAAACUCGUAGAUUUUGGCGUGUCUGCGCAGCUCACCAGCACCUGGCACCGUCGGAAUACAUCCGUAGGAACGCCCUUUUGGAUGGCUCCUGAGGUGAUUGCAUGUGAACAGCAGUUGGAUACAACUUACGAUGCCAGAUGCGACACGUGGUCCCUGGGGAUCACGGCCAUCGAGCUCGGGGAUGGAGAUCCUCCGCUGGCAGACCUCCAUCCCAUGAGAGCGCUCUUCAAAAUACCAAGGAAUCCACCCCCAAAACUGAGGCAGCCUGAGAUAUGGUCAGCAGAAUUCAAUGACUUCAUCAGCAAGUGCUUGACUAAAGAUUAUGAAAAGCGGCCAACAGUGUCAGAUCUUUUACAGCAUAAAUUCAUUACUCAAGUUGAAGGCAAAGAUGCGAUGUUGCAAAAACAACUCAUGGAAUUCAUUGGUAUUUACCAGUGCACGGGAGGCUCAGAAAAGGCCAGGCAUGAACGUCUUUACACCAAGAAAAGUAACUUCAGCAGAUCUUUAAUUUCCAACCUCAAGGAUGUAGAUGAUUUAGCAACCCUAGAAGUUUUGGAUGAGAAUACAGUCUCAGAGCAACUUGAGAAGUGUUACUCCAGAGAUCAGAUUUACUUCUAUGUGGGAGACAUACUCAUUGCUCUUAACCCUUUUCAGAGUCUGGGUCUUUAUUCCACAGAGCAUUCCAAACUGUAUAUUGGAGCAAAGAGAACUGCCAAUCCUCCUCACAUUUUUGCCAUGGCUGACUUAGGAUACCAGUCUAUGGUGACAUAUAAUUCAGAUCAGUGCAUUGUUAUUUCCGGGGAAAGUGGUGCUGGAAAGACGGAAAGUGCUCAUCUCCUAGUUCAGCAGCUGACAGUACUUGGAAAGGCUAAUAACAAAACCCUGCAAGAGAAGAUUUUACAAGUGAAUAAUUUGGUGGAAGCCUUUGGCAAUGCCUGCACUAUUAUAAAUGACAAUUCCAGCCGAUUUGGAAAAUACUUAGAAAUGAAAUUUACCCCUUCUGGGGCUGUCGUGGGAGCACAGAUUUCUGAAUACCUUCUGGAGAAAUCCCGAGUUAUCCACCAAGCCAUUGGAGAAAAAAAUUUUCAUAUUUUUUACUACGUCUAUGCUGGUUUAGCUGAAAAGAAGAAACUAGCCCAUUACAAAUUGCCGGAAAAUAAGCCUCCCAGAUACCUGCAAAAUGACCACAUCAGAACAGUACAGGAUGUGUUGAAUAAUAGUUUCUAUAAAUCCCAAUAUGAAUUAAUUGAGCAGUGUUUCAAAGUCAUCGGUUUUACAAUGGAGCAACUUGGAAGUGUAUACAGUAUACUGGCUGCAAUCCUGAACGUUGGAAACAUUGAAUUUUCUUCUGUGGCAACCGAGCACCAGAUUGACAAGAGCCACAUUUCUAAUCAUGCAGCUCUGGAGAACUCUGCUUCUUUGCUUUGCAUUCAAGCAGAUGAGCUACAAGAAGCUCUCACCUCCCACUGUGUGGUCACUAGAGGAGAAACCAUCAUACGACCCAAUACUGUAGAGAAAGCUACUGAUGUCAGGGAUGCGACGGCGAAAACUUUAUAUGGACGCCUGUUUAGUUGGAUAGUCAAUUGCAUUAACAGCUUAUUGAAGCACAAUGCAUCACCCAGUGGGAAUGAUGAUGAGCUAAGCAUUGGCAUUCUGGAUAUAUUUGGCUUUGAAAAUUUCAAAAGAAAUUCCUUUGAGCAGCUGUGCAUUAACAUUGCAAAUGAACAAAUUCAGUUUUAUUUCAAUCAACAUGUGUUCGCCUGGGAACAGAAUGAAUACCUAAAUGAAGAUGUGGAUGCUAGAGUUAUUGAAUACGAAGAUAACCGGCCUCUCCUAGAUAUGUUUCUGCAGAAGCCAAUGGGUUUACUGUCCCUCCUCGAUGAAGAAAGUAGAUUUCCCAAGGCCACCGACCAAACUCUUGUAGAAAAAUUUGAAGGUAAUCUGAAAUCACAGUACUUCUGGAGGCCUAAAAGAAUGGAACUUAGUUUCGGAAUUCACCAUUAUGCAGGAAAGGUCAUCUAUAAUGCAAGUGGGUUCUUAGCUAAAAAUAGAGACACUCUUCCAACUGAUAUUGUGCUACUUCUGAGGUCAUCAGAAAACAGUGUAAUUCGGCAGCUAGUCAGCCAGCCUCUAACAAAAACAGGUAAUCUGCCAUAUUCUAAAACUAAAAACAUAAUAAACUAUCAAAUGAGGACUUCAGAAAGAUCAAUCAACCUGACAAAGGGGGAAACUGGAGAGGCCACCCGUCACGCCAGAGAGACAACCAACAUGAAAACACAAACAGUUGCAUCGUAUUUCAGAUAUUCUCUGAUGGAUUUGUUAUCUAAAAUGGUGGUCGGCCAACCUCACUUUGUCCGCUGCAUCAAACCAAACAAUGAACGUCAGGCAAGAAAAUACGACAAAGAGAAAGUCCUGCUCCAGCUUCGCUACACAGGCGUUCUGGAAACAGCAAGAAUUCGAAGGCUGGGAUACUCACAUCGGAUACUUUUUGCCAACUUUAUAAAGCGGUACCACGUUCUCUGUUAUAAGUGGUGUGAAGAACCUCCACUGAGCCCUGACACCUGUGCCACCAUUUUGGAAAAAGCUGGUCUGGAUAACUGGGCCCUUGGAAAAACGAAAGUGUUCCUUAAGUAUUAUCACGUGGAACAGUUAAAUUUAAUGCGAAAGGAAGUCAUCGACAAGCUUAUUUUGAUUCAAGCCUGUGUCAGAGGAUUCUUGGGCUCAAGAAGAUACCAAAAAAUACAGAAGAAAAGGAAAGAGAGCGCUAUAAUAAUACAGUCAGCUGCAAGAGGACAUCUAGCCAGAAAACAAAGGAAAGAAAUUGUUAACACGAAAAACACAGCAGCAAAAACCAUUCAGACUCAAGAUCAGGAAUUUGACUACAAGAAAAACUUUGAAAAUAAAAGGGAAUCUUUUGUGAAGAAACAGACAGAGAAUGCAGUGUCUACUAAUGAAACAGUCAUUCCAGCUCCAAAUAAUAAGGGAAGUACAUCUGUAGUGAAGACUUCUACUUUCAGAGCUGAGGGGGAAUCCACGAAUGCUAUGGAAAGUAAAAACAGAGGAUAUCAGACCCCGAAAAAAAUGAACAACGUGUAUGAGGAAGAGGCUAAGCAAGAAUUGUAUCUGGUGGGGGACGCUUGGGCAGAAGUAAACACCAAUAAGAAGUAUAUGAAAGACUUGGAAGAAAAUAGUAAGAUAAGGAAAAUGGAAAAGGAGGACACUGUGGUCCAGAAUUAUUAUCAGUGGUACACAGAGGAAAGGAAUUUCGAAGACUCAAAAGCAGCAUAUCUAGAAAGGAAGGCCAUAUCAGAAAGGCCAAGCUACCCAGGACUUUGGUUAGCGGAGGAGACCUCAGCUCCUAAGCAGCCUUCUUUUAAAAAAACUUUAGAACCUAGUCUUAGCCAGAGGUCGGUUUGCCAAGAUGCAAAUAGCAAGGAAAAAGAAAAGAAGACGUCUGUGGUCACCCAGAAUGCCCCAGUGUGCAGUCAUCAGAGGAACCCUGUGAGGCAUGGGAUGGUCCAAGAGAGGCAAAUCGAACCGGCAAUGCAAGCCCAGGAAAAAGAAGACAAAGCAGCGGUGUUCAUUCAGAGCAAAUACCGGGGCUACAAGAGGGGGCAGCAGUUAAGGAAGGACAGGAUGUCUUCUUUUAAAAAUCAAAAAGCGGUUGCAACACCGACAGAAGUAGCAAGAAAUACUCACACUUUGUAUUCCCAUCCCGCAAAAUUUGAGGAAUCCUGUAACAUGAGGAUGAAGAGUGAUAAGGACUCAAAAGCAAUUUCAGAAAAAGAAGCAUGUGAUUUGGCAAUUUUUUCAAAACAGAUAUCAAAGCUAUCUGAAGAAUAUUUCAUUCUGCAGAAAAAACUGAAUGAAGUGAUUUUGUCACAGCAACUGAAGCCUCUUUAUCUGGGUGUCUAUCCUCAUAAGCCAAUUACUAGACGAGUUUCUUCUCAGCAGUGCAUCUCAGGUAUCUCCAAAGGAGAGGAGCCAAAAAUAUUGAGACCCCCAAGGCGGCCCCGGAAACCCAAAACACUAAAUAACCCUGAAGACUCCACGUACUAUUCUCUCCUACAUAAGUCAAUCCAAGAAGAAAAACGAAGAUCAAGGAAAGAUAGUCAGGGAAAAUUAUUAGAUCUGGAAGAUUUCUAUUAUAAGGAAAUUUUGCCCAGUCAUCCUGGACCAGAGGAACACAACCUUAGUUUAAGAGAACGAAGACAACAGCAAGAACUCCAGAAUCAAUGUUUUAAAGCUGAUGAAAGGUGCUGGGCGGCGGAGGACCGCGAGGAGGAGGAGAAUGCGCCCACCGCCAACCCCUACGACUACAGGCGGCUCCUGCGCAAAACCUCCCAGCGCCGGCGCCUCGUUCAGCAUGUGUAGCCCCGCGGCUCGGCGGCCGGCGCCGUCGGGAUGUGCCCGAGACUGCGGAGCUUGCCGGGGCCAAAGCGGGGGAUCCUCAGGCACUGCGCCAUCAGGUGCUGGGGCCGCGGCCCUGGCCUUAGCAGGGGCUGCCCGCUGGGCUCGCCCCUCGGGUGCCCGGGCCAGCCUCUGGUGCUCGGAGGGCGGAGAGCUGAGAGCCCUUCGGACGCCGCGUCUCCGCGGUCCCGCAUCCUCCCACCAGCCGCCGGUUUGGGCAUCCCUGGCCCUGGUCCCCAAUGUGUCUCUUUGUUCACUUGUUUGCGACUCCUUCUGUGGACCCGACUGCGCCUGAUCUCUCGCCGACCCCUCCUCUCUCCUUUUGGGUAACUUCACAGAUUUCGUCUUUCUCGGAAACGGCUCUGCCAGGCCCGCGGCAUCCUCGCUGACGGGUUGAGUCUGUGAGGACAGAACAAAGCCGG
Balaenoptera musculus (blue whale) is the source of this 5629-nucleotide messenger RNA. RefSeq names its product myosin IIIA (gene MYO3A). Lineage: Eukaryota; Metazoa; Chordata; Mammalia; Artiodactyla; Balaenopteridae. Gene Ontology annotation, cellular component: myosin complex. Gene Ontology annotation, molecular function: protein kinase activity; protein binding; ATP binding. The record is from RefSeq and is a predicted model, not a curated record. The coding region runs from base 306 to 5171 and encodes 1621 amino acids. The transcript is spliced from 35 exons. Gene Ontology annotation, biological process: protein phosphorylation.